AUGGCAAAAUUCAACUUUACUCAAGUGACAGAAUUUAUUCUCAAAGGGAUCACAGACCGUCCGGAGCUCCAGGCACCACUCUUUGUGAUUUUCUUAGCCAUCUACAUAGUCACUGUGGUAGGGAACCUUGGACUAAUUAUAUUAAUCAGGAUGGACUCUCGACUUCAUACACCUAUGUACUUCUUCCUUAGUCAUUUAGCUUUUGUUGACUUCUGCUAUUCCUCAGUAAUCACACCCAAGAUGAUGGCAAAUUUUGUAGUGGAGAAAAAUACCAUUUCAUUCAAUGCUUGUGCAACCCAACUAGGAUGUUUUAUUUCAUCUAUAAUAGCAGAGUCUUAUAUUUUAGCUUCCAUGGCCUAUGAUCGUUAUGUAGCUAUUUGUCAUCCACUGCUUUACUCGGUCAUUAUGUCUCCAAAACUCUGUAUGCUCAUAGUUGUUUUACUUUAUGUAUACAGUUUCUUGGUUUCACUGUCUAACACUAUUGUCACUUUCCGUUUGUUUUACUGUGGCAGCAAUGUCAUCAAUUAUUUUUAUUGUGAUGAUGUUUCUCUCAUGCCUCUGUCAUGCUCAAAUACUCACACAAAACAGAUGCUCUUUUUAUCUUUUGCUGGAUUUAACACUAUUUCUACUUUAUUGAUUAUCAUCAUCUCCUAUAUUUUUAUCAUUGCUGCCAUCUUGAGGAUUCGUUCUGCAGAGGGCAGGUUCAAAGCUUUCUCUACCUGUGGCUCCCAUAUGGUGACUAUCACCAUUUUAUAUGGUACAAUGAUCUUUAUGUACCUGCAACCAAAAUCGAAAGACUCCCUGGAAACAGACAAAAUAGCACCUGUGAUUUACACAGUAGUCAUUCCCAUGUUGAAUCCUGUAAUUUACAGUUUAAGGAACAAAGACGUGAAAGAGGCCCUAAAGAAGACUCUAGUUAAAGGAUGUAAUACACUAAAAAUGCUUCAAUCUAGAAUGUGA
Molecule: messenger RNA, 960 nt
Organism: Monodelphis domestica (gray short-tailed opossum)
Lineage: Eukaryota; Metazoa; Chordata; Mammalia; Didelphimorphia; Didelphidae
Product: olfactory receptor 8U3-like
Biological process (GO): G protein-coupled receptor signaling pathway
Cellular component (GO): membrane
Molecular function (GO): olfactory receptor activity; G protein-coupled receptor activity
Source: RefSeq, a predicted model, not a curated record